Molecule: messenger RNA, 5915 nt
Organism: Cottoperca gobio
Lineage: Eukaryota; Metazoa; Chordata; Actinopteri; Perciformes; Bovichtidae
Gene: gpc6a
Product: glypican 6a
Exons: 10
Coding region: 341-2053 (570 amino acids)
Biological process (GO): regulation of signal transduction; regulation of protein localization to membrane; cell migration
Cellular component (GO): plasma membrane; extracellular region; cell surface
Source: RefSeq, a predicted model, not a curated record
CAGGGCUGCUGUGUGUGCGGGAGAAGUUGUUUGCACAGAGAGCACCAGGUAGAGACUGUCAUCUCCAAAAGGAUUUGUUCAAGCUGGGAGCAAUCGGACUCGCCGGGGUCUUUUUUCUUUUUCGAGGGGGAAGAAGAGACCAAAGCUUUUUUGCAAUGAGGUGGACGUACCAGUAUCUAAAGUGAGGAGUGAUUUUUAAAAAAAUAUUUUUUUGUUUUAAUGAACAUCUGACAUCCUGCUCACCCGGAGAAAUCUUUCAAUUAGACCAUUUUGGAUUUCUUUUUUUUUCUUUCUGACGGAGCUCGAAUUUUCCUGUGAAACAUUAUCGAGGAUUCCACUAAUGUAUGCGAUGUGGAGACUGCAAGUCGCCUUAUGUACUCUGUCGGUGCUGUCCCUGUCAUCUGCUGGAGAAAGCAAAGCGCGGAGCUGUAGCGAGGCUAAGCAAGCUUAUAACGCUAAAGGAUUCAGCCUCGUCAAUGUGCCUCAUCAGGAAAUAUCAGGUGAGCACCUGCGUGUCUGUCCUCAGGGAUACACCUGCUGCACAUCAGAGAUGGAGGACAAACUCAACCAGCAGAGCAAACUGGAGUUCGAGAACUUGGUUGACGAAAGCAGCCACAAUAUAAGGACGACAUUUGUCUCGAGGCAUAAAAAGUUUGAUGAGUUUUUCUUAGAGCUGCUGGACAAUUCUGAGAAGUCUCUCAACAGUAUGUUCACACGGACGUAUGGGAAGCUGUAUAUGCAGAACUCAGAGGUGUUCCAGGACCUGUUCACUGAGCUAAAGCGCUACUACACAGGGGGCAACGUCAACCUGGAGGAGAUGCUCAACGACUUCUGGUCCAGGCUGCUAGAGCGCAUGUUCCAGUUACUCAACUCCCAGUACCACUUCACAGACGACUACCUGGAGUGCGUCAGUAAAUACACAGAUCAGCUAAAGCCCUUUGGAGACGUGCCCAGGAAACUGAAGGCCCAGGUCACCAGGGCCUUCAUCGCCGCACGGACGUUUGUCCAAGGGUUGAUGGUGGGUCGGGAGGUCGCCAACAGGGUCGCCAAGGUGAAUGUAGUCCCAGCAUGUGUCCGAGCCUUGACCAAGAUGCUGUACUGUCCGUACUGCCGCAGCAUGCCUGGGCUGAAACCCUGUCACAACUACUGCAACAACGUUAUGAGGGGCUGUCUUGCGAACCAGGCAGACCUAGAUGCUGAAUGGAACCUUUUUAUCGAUGCCAUGUUACUGGUGGCAGACAGACUGGAGGGACCCUUCAACAUUGAGGCAGUUAUAGAGCCAGUUGACAUCAAGAUCUCUGAUGCCAUCAUGACCAUGCAGGACAACAGCAUGCAAGUGUCAGCCAAGGUUUUUCAAGGGUGUGGCCAGCCAAAGCCAUCAGGAAUAGGCAGGUCUGCACGCGGCAUCUCAGAUGUUUUCAGUGCUCGCUUCAGACCCUACACCCCUGAAGAGAGGCCAACCACAGCAGCUGGAACAAGCCUGAAUAGACUGAGGGUUGUGUGGAGGACAAUGCAACACAGUGUGAUUGACAUCAAAGACAAGUUGAAGGAGUCCAAGAGGUUCUGGUCAAACCUGCCAGAUGACAUAUGUGCCAAGGGCAAGCUCACAGAGACUGACGAUGAUCAGUGCUGGAACAGCCACACGAAGGGCAGAUAUUUCCCUGAAGUGGUGAAGGAGGGUCUAACCAACCAGUUGAACAACCCCGAGGUGGAUGUGGAUAUCACCAGGCCUGACUCACUAAUACGACAGCAGAUCAUGGCUCUUCGUGUCAUGACCAACAAGCUAAAGAACGCCUACAAUGGCAACGACAUCUACUUCCAGGACUCAAGUGACGAAGGCAGUAGUUCUGGCAGUGGCAGCGGCUGCUCUGACGGCUGCACGACGGAAUUUGUUUUUGUUGGAACAGAGGCUCCUGUGAUCGGAGCCGACAGAAGUGAUGAACGUGCAGCAGUAGCAGCCGCGGGCAAGUCAUUUUCCAGCGGACCCUCCCUGCUGCUGGUGGUGGCUGCCCUUACACUCCCAUUCUGGGCAAUGCAGACUCAAUGGAGAUAAUACACGAGUGUGGCCUGAUCACUGACUUGUAUACUGCUACGUACAGUAUGUUUAACAGCAAGUUCUACUGCUGUUCCCUCACUGGACAUGUAGAACCUCCUGGAAACCUGUCGAGAAUGGCUUACUGUGUGGUAUGGUAGGACUGGAAGUGAGUGAAGUGCUGCAUCCUGCUUGUCCCCCAAAGAAUGCUCGGUGCCGUCACUGAACCAGCUUUCACAUCUCUGAAAAAAAGAAAAUGUGGUGUUUUCUCAUUAUUCUAAAGUGAGUUUUUAAUAACAUACUUCUGAAAACCAUCUGAUUGAUUUUUCAGAUAAAGGGGAAUUUAUCUUAUUUUCCUUUGUAUGAUGAAGUUGUGAAAAACACCCAUUUUGUCCUAUUAGGCUUUCCCCCCUCAGACAAAAGGAGAAGGUCUUACUGUGUGCAUGCGUGGAAAUGAUGUUAACUGACAAAAACGUUUUCUUUUCUUUUUUUUGUUAUGCAGGCUACACAGUUUUGGAUUGUUUGGUACAGGAUUAUACAGUGCUAGCAGUUUACCUGGUUUCCCGUUUGGUCAUAUCAGUGUGACUUCAGAACGCAGCAGUUCUUACAGCCACUUUAUAGUUGCACAUUUGAUUAUCUCUGAGAAAGUGUAUUGCACUGAGAGAAAUACUUUGCACAGAUUAUUUUUGUCAGCAUCAUAAAUUUAUAAAGCUACAUCCACCCCAUAGAUACAGAAGAUCUAUAUUUUCAGAUCAUUUAACUGAUUGUAUUGUACUGAUAAACAGUUGCAGUAUGUAUUUCACUGGAAGGUACUGUAAUGUAAUCUUACUGGUUUCGUUAAUGGCUACUUUUUUUAUAAAUAUAUUAUUUGUUUUUACAAGUUAUUGGAUCAACUGUUAAAUAAAAAUAAAAACAGGAGAGUUUUUGCAACAACACUAAGCCAUUAUACUACAAUUGCCUGCUAACGCUAUUCAGUUGCCGGAUUUACUCUCUUCUGUUUGGGUAAUUAACAAACACUAAAACAGUUCAGAUUUCCUUUUUAGUUCUCGGAGGACUCGUAUAUUAGUGAUAUUAGGUAUAUGCUAAUAGUAUUUUCUUUUCUUUUCUUUGCUCCCAUGCAUUCAUUAUUUAUGAGUUAGGUUGAGUGUUUAUGUUACAUAUAUGGCAGGUUACACAUUGUAACCAUACUCCUGUAAGCUCAGCCCUCUGACAGGUUCUGCCAGUGCAUCCACUCACAUCUUAUAGAGCACCAUGCUGAAAUUUGCAUGGCAUUGUUUGGCCAAUGAGAACAGAUCCACUACCGCUACAGGUUAUACAUGUGGUCAUGCUGUUUCAAAAGUCGUGUACAAAGUCAGCAACAAAAAGAAGUAGGUUGCCAAGGUUAAAGUGCUCUGACUGUACUCUUAGAACUAGGGUUACUAUUCAUAACCUUCAUUCAUCUCCUACAGGCUUCGACCUCUAACUGGCUCUGGAGAGCCAACAGUUUGCACUCCACCAACACAACUUGAUGGCCGUGACCUCUGGUCACACAGAAAAGGUUUUCAUAAAUGUUGCAGGCAUAUAAACAAACACAAAAAGGGAUAAAUGUUCAGUGUUUCACAAAGAAGACCUUUAAAAGAGCCACCCUCAUGCUGGAGUGUGCCUGGAGAAUCCAAUCCCAUCAGCCCAUAAGCACCUGAAAUGCUUUCACCUAGCCAAUAAGUAAGUAUCUUGUCUCAACAGGGGCCUCCUCCAAACCCACUACUGUGACAAAUGAACAGCUGCUGUGAGCCUCUCAAAGAGAUGUUGCACGUUUCACAUAGCAUACUAAAGCAAGCAUGGGACACAAGAGUGAAAAUAGCAUCAAGCUGCUCCUGUCAAGACGGGAUAAAAUAUCUGAUGUUAGGCAAAUAUUACAGGUGCAGGUGAAGUGUUUCUCCUUCGAAUGAGGAAACUAUAGUGGACUGAUGUCCACAUUGCCAAAGUUUGCAGCAGCAACACGAUUAUCUUCACAGACAGCAUCUUAAAGAAAAUGUCCCCUCAGUGAAUUCAUAUGACUCACAAAAGAGACCCCAAUCACCACAGGAAGCUCCCACUGCAGAACAGAUGGGAAAACAUUUUGACCUCCGUCGCCUCACUCCCUGCAGAAACCGCUUUAUGAGAAGGUGACUGAACAGCAGCCUCCCACCAAAACCAGCAUGACAAUUAAAUCACUGGUGCGUAAACCUUAAUUGUGGACGCCGACAGGUCUCUAUCCAAGCGAAGCCUGAGGAAAGACAACACUGAAAUUAUCAACACAAGGUCCUUCCCAAUGUCACAACUGUCCAGUGCCAUAAACCAAUGCAGAGACAGACAGAAAAUGCAUUUAAACUUGUUUUAAUGUACAUUUUCAAUUUGUGUACAAAAAAAACACUAAGUGGAAUUACAGAAAAAAUAUAUAUAUGUGAAAUAUCACAAAUAUAUAAUAUUCAAUUGGCAUUUGUGGAUGGAAACAUGCAUUACAGUUUUUUACAAUUGCUAAAACACAUUUCUUGAAACCUCAAAACUUUAAACACAAAACUCAAGCUACAUUCACAAAACCACAGACUCCUCUGGCACAAAUCAAACAAUGCUUUCAGAUCAUGCACUUUUCUAGUCAAAAUAGAAACACCUCCAGAGCAUUCAUUAGACACUACAUUAAAAAAAUGUAAACACUGCAUCCAGUGCAUGUAGUUUGAUUUAGUUUUAUUGUAAAUGAACACAUUUUUGCAAAAGUACAAUUAUCCCAACCCUAACAAAGAAAACUUCAUACGUAAAUGAAAAGCACAUUACAAAACCAACUGCAAAAAACGUCAACGUACGAUUAAUUUUGCCUCAGCAGCAUCACACCUUUGUGCUGGUCCGGCCAGAGGACUUCAUCUACAUCACACGCAGUGUUUUCUCUUGCUAAGCAACGGGGGAAAAAUCCUCUGGCAUGGCGGAUCCAGGCUUGACAAGCAUCCACUCUUAUGUCACCUCAGGCCAAUGCCAUUGCCUGUAGGAGGUUUACCCUGGUGUAGGGGUUCCGGUCACAGACCCUCCAGCACCACGCAGAAAAUAACUCCUCUGUUGGGUUGAGGAAUGGGCUGUAUGGUGGAAGGCAAACAUUUAUGAAGCUCUGGUUGAUGUUGAACCUUUCACGUAUGCGGACUGCACGGUGAAAGCUGACAUUGUCCCAAACUACAACAUAAAUAGGAGGCCCAGCCUGAUGAGGAACCUGCUGAUCACGAUCAAUCAGAAAAUCCCGAAGACCACCAGAUAUGUGAGAAGAUGCUCGGUGUUGUGAGGCCCCAGGGUUGCAUGAUGGUAGAGAACCAUGUCCUGCUUCCCUCAUUGUCAAGCCAUGAACAAGAACAUGGUCUAUGACCGUUGCCUGAAUUGUAUCUGAAAUGAUGGUUCUGGUUCUUCCUCGGCCUUGAUAUCUUCCGCCCACCACCUCUUACCCGUACUCUUCCUCCUCCUCUUCUUUCACCUCUUCCUCUCAAAAUGUUUUCAUCCAUUGUCGGUAUUCACUCUGAACUUGCUUAUAUAGUGUGUUAAAUCGGUUGAUCACAUCAUUAGAAACAAGUGAGAACAAUGUUGAGUCGUUGUGUUUAAACGAUGACCACUGUGUUGGAGUUGUGUCCAACGUUUUCUGCCUGUGUUUAGCAUUUUGCAACACAUGUGCAUCACAGUGGGAAUUGUGUUUUAUAGUAAAGGAGAAUGUGUUUAGAUAUUUGCAAAUAGUGUCUAACUACUUGAACUUGUUCAGGGUUUUGCUAAAAGAGUGGUUGAUUCGACAAAUGGGUUUAUGCAACUGAUGAUUUGGUUCAGAGAAUGGGGUUUAGUGUUUUAGCAAUUGUAAAAAACUGUAAUGUAAAUCUUUCAGGAAAUUCUGUUAACAUUU